Messenger RNA from Choloepus didactylus (southern two-toed sloth), 4258 nucleotides. RefSeq names its product solute carrier family 2 member 11 (gene SLC2A11). The coding region runs from base 300 to 2156 and encodes 618 amino acids. Lineage: Eukaryota; Metazoa; Chordata; Mammalia; Pilosa; Megalonychidae. Gene Ontology annotation, cellular component: membrane. Gene Ontology annotation, biological process: monosaccharide transmembrane transport. The transcript is spliced from 13 exons. The record is from RefSeq and is a predicted model, not a curated record. Gene Ontology annotation, molecular function: hexose transmembrane transporter activity.
CCGUGGCCUUUGUCCGGCUCCUGGAUUCCAAGCAAAGCCCGAGCAGCCCUGAGGAAUAAAAGAUUAAUCCGGCCCGGUGUACCCCGUGGUCCCUGGCCUCUCUUCCCGAUAGGUUCCCGGUGACGCCCGGAAAACCCGUUUCUUCUCCGCAUUCCUCCAAGUCACCGGCUGCGCCCAGGACCGACGGAUGGGCGCGCUCGAGAGACUGGUGCAUCUGCCCUCCGGUCCUUCCUGAGUCUACCCUGCGUCUGCGGAAGGGUGGGGGGGAAAGACGGACCUUGGGCUCGGCCACGUAAGGAAUGAGUGGCUUUCAGCCCCAGAGCUGCAGAAAGGACGUGAUGGAGGAUGGACUGGAGCCGCCUUUCGGCCCCGGGACCCAAGGGACCCGUGCGCAGCGCGCCCGCCGCCCUCCACCACGCUGUGCGCCUGCGCAUGCGUCUCCCGCGCUCUCUUCCUGCGAAUACGCAGCUCCGCGCGCCACUGCGCCUGCGCGUGUGACUCGCCGCGAGUUCCCGGCACUGAUUCAGGGCAGGGUCCUGCUCCUGACUGCCUGUGCAGCUGGCAUUGGAGGGACGUUUCAGUUUGGCUACAACCUCUCCAUCAUCAAUGCCCCAACGCUGCACAUUCAGGAGUUCACCAAUGCCACGUGGUUGGCGCGUACUGGGAGGACACUGCCUGGUCACCUGAUUCUGCUGGUGUGGUCACUGAUCGUGUCUGUGUACCCCCUGGGUGGCCUGUUUGGGGCGCUGCUUGCAGGACCCCUGGCCAUCAAGCUGGGAAGGAAGAAGUCCCUCCUGGUGAAUAACAUCUUUGUGCUGGCCGCAGCUGUCCUUUUUGGCUUCAGCCACAAAGCUGGAUCCUUUGAGAUGAUCUUGGUGGGAAGAUUGCUUGUGGGAAUCAGUUCAGGUGUGAGCAUGAAUGUCCAGCCCAUGUACCUGGGGGAGAGCACCCCCAAGGAGCUCCGAGGAGCCAUAGCGAUGUCCUCAGCCGUCUUCACCGCCCUGGGAAUUGUGAUGGGACAGGUGGUUGGACUCAGGGAGAUCUUGGGUGGCCCACAGGCCUGGCCCCUGCUGCUCUCCAGCUGCCUGGUGCCCGGGGUGCUCCAGCUCGCCUCCCUGCCCUUCCUCCCCGAGAGCCCACGCUACCUCCUCAUUGACCGUGGAGACACAGAGGCCUGUGUGGCAGCGCUGCAGCGGCUGCGGGGUGGCACGGAUGUGGCCAGGGAGCUGGAGGAGCUGGAGAAGGAGCGAGCAGCCUGCGAGGGCCGGCGCUCCUGCAGCCCCUGGGAGCUGCUGCGGGAUCGGUCCUUGUGGAGACAAGUGGUCAGCCUGGUGGUUCUGGGCAUUGCCAUGGAACUCUGCGGGAAUGACACGGUGUACGCCUAUGCCUCCAAGCUGUUCCAGGAGGCGGGAAUUCCCGAAGAGAAGAUCCAGUAUGCUGUCAUUGGCACAGGUUGCUGCGAGCUGCUCACGUCUUUUGUCAGUUGUGUGGUGAUCGAGAGGGUGGGCCGGCGGGUGCUGCUGAUGGGGGGUUACGGCCUGAUGACCUGUUUCGGGAGCAUCCUCACGGUGGCCCUGAGCUUGCAGAGCACUCUCUCCUGGAUGCCCUACCUGGCAGUGUCCUGCAUCUUUGCCGUCAUCCUCAGCUUUGGCAUCGGCCCUGGCCAAGGCAGGCAGGGAGCCCUGGCUGGCAGCCUCCUGUCCCCCCGACUCCUUGCAGCCGGGGUGACGGGGAUCCUGGCCACGGAGCUGUUUGACCAGAUGGCCCGGCCGGCUGCCUACGUCAUCUGCGGGGUGCUCUUGUGGAGCAUGCUCUUCCUGGUGGGAUUGACAUUCCCCUUCAUUGUGGUCUCGGGGUCUCUUUGCACCCACAGGAGGGUCUGUCCCAUCUCCUCUACGUUCCUUUCCUCUGUGUCUGUGUUUGUGCGGCCAUCUACGCUGGCUUCUUCCUUCCCGAGACCAAAGGCAAGACUUUCCUGGAGAUCUCUGAAGAGCUGCACAGGCUCAACUUCCCCGGGGACAUCCAGGGGCCCAAGUGGAGGGGCCCGGAGAUCAUUCGGUCCACGGAGCUCUAGCUCCACAGCCGGCUCCUUUCCUUCUUGCUCACACUCACUCCUACCUUCCUUGUGUGCCCCGGAACUUAGCAAUGGGUGGUGAGCAAGGGGAGAGGGUCCCCUGCCUCUUGGUUCUCCCCAGUUGGAGGCAAUUAACUGACAGGAGAUGCAUAAUCACACCAACAAAGGCAUACCUACAAACACAGGGAAUUGCAACGGGAGAAAGCUGUAGAUUGCCAAAGGUGUGCCUAUCACGACUUGGUCUGGGGGUGAGAGGUGAGAUCAGGAAAGGAUUUUCUGAAGAACUGGUUUUUUAAAAAAAAAUCAGUUUUGAGGAAUAAUUUACAGGCAAUAAAAUGGAUAAAAUGGAUCUAUUUUAAGAUGAGUUCUGAUGGAGGUAUAUAUCCACAAAACUGCCACUGAGAUCUAGAACGUUGUCAUCAACCCCAAAAGCUCCCUUGGUUUGCAGACAGUCACCUGCCCCAGCACCGGGCAACCGCUGGUCUGCUCUCUGUUGCUAAUGCUCAGACUUGCCUUUUCUAGAACUCGAUAUAUGGAAUCACAAAAUAUGCAUGUUUUUGUGCAUGACUUUGCUCGUUCAAGAUAAAGGUUUUGAGAUUCCUGCAUUUUGUUGCAUGAGUCAGUGGACUUUCCUUUGUUUUGCUGAGUAAUAUUCCAUCGUAAGGGUACACCAUGAUUUGUUUAACCAUUUACCUGCUGCUGGACCUUCAGGUGGUUUCUUAAUUCCUGGUCAUCAUGAAUAAAACUGCUAUGAAGACACCUGGACAGACCGUUGCAUGAUAUGAGUUCAUUCCUUUUGGGUCAAUGAAUUGCUGCUUUUAAUAAUAAAUGUAUGUUUAACUGUAUAAGAAACGGUUUUCCAAAGUGGUUGCACCAUUUUGCAUUCCCAUUAGUAACAUGGGAGAGUUCCAGGGGCUCCAAAGCCUCAUCAACACUUGGUAUUGUCAGUUUCGUAACCUUAGCCAUUCUAGGGAGUUUGUAAUGGAAUCUUGUGGUUUAUCAUUGGAUCUCCCUGAUAACCAAUAACGUUGAACAUCUUUUCAUAUGCUCGGUAUAGUCAUUCCUGUACCUUCCUUUGUGAAGUAUCCGUUCAAAUCUUCUGUCUGCUAUUUUUUAUCGGGUUGUUUGUCUUUUAAUUAUUGAGUUGUAAGCAUGCUUUACGUAUUCUGGAUGCCAGCACUUUCCAGAUAUACAGAUUGCAAAUAUUUUCUUGUAGUCUGUAGCUUGCCUUUUUGUUUCCUCAAUACUUUCUAAGAGCAGAAUUUUUAUUUUGUUGGUGUCCCGUGCAUUAGUCCGCUUUCAUGAUUCAUGCUUUUCGUGUCUUAGGCCAUCCUUGCCUAUCCAAAGGUUGCAAAGUUUUUCUUCUAAAAGUUUGUGUCGAUGAUUGACUUUGACUUAAUUUUUGUGUAUGGUGUGAGGCAAAGGUGGAGGUUCUUUUCCUCACUCCUUCCCAGCUAGAUUCUUUUGUCACACGGCAAUGCACGUGGUGGCUUCUUCUUCUCUACCAGGUUCUCUGGAAGCUUCCCAUGGCUUUCUUUUUUUAAUAUUCCUUAUAUUUUAUUGCCUUUUGCAAUUUCAAUAGUUUUUAUGGUACAAACUUAAUUGGGUGCUCUUACUGGAGUCAGAAUAAUUAUCACACUUUUAAAGUGAUGACACGAAUAUAACAUAUCAAAUGAGGAUGACAGAGUUGCUACUUUUUUGUGUGCUUUGUCUAAACAUGUACACAUCCAAAAUGCACGAUAAUAAGCAAUUUUGCUUCAUGACUUGUCCGUGUCCGAUGUAAACUAUUGGGGAUAAAUGUUAGAUUUUGGAAAUUCAGGCAGAAGCAAACCCUUAUUUUCUAUGCAAAGGUGAUUUGGACAGUUUAUAUAAAGGUGGGGAAGGGCAGUCAAGUAGGGGGUUUCCAGUGUGGUGCAGGUGACUGAGGGAGCAGGACCAGACCUUCCCCCUCCCCAAUGCCCACCAGGCCCUACUGUCCCUAACAACAUGUCCAGUGGGCUGAGAGGGUACACCCCAGGUUCGCUGUGCCUGCCUUCCCUCUGUGCAGUCAGUGGGGCUGAGAGAUUUGGGUGUUCUUUUGUACUUUUAUUCUUUAUUCCUAUUUUUUGUCUUUCUGGUGUAAGGAAAAUGUUCAAAAAUAGAUUGGGGUGAUGAAUGCACAACUGUGUGAUGGUACUGUGAACA